AUGUCUUUGAUUCGGUCAGUAAAAAAUAUAACAAAUUGGGGAAAAGAUAAUGAAACAGUAACAUUUGAUGAAACAGUUUCAUAUCAUUUUGAAGAAAAAUUAUCAAAAGGAAAAGAAACAGAUGAAGUGUAUCUACUAAAUCUGCCUGCAGUGUUAAUUGGUUUUACUCUUCAAAUGGCUUUUACUCUACAGUUGAAUAUAGUUGUCAAACAAUCAGAUAAUCUCUGGUAUCUUAGAAAAAUGAAUGAAACAGUUUUUCCAGUUGCAUGGUUUACACAGACAGCUGAUUUACCAGAAGAUUUUGCAAAAGAAGUUUAUGACAUGAUUAUGACACCACAAAUAUAUGGAAAAUAUGCAGUGAUGCUUGUGAUAGGACUUGGAAUUAUGGGAAUAUCUUCAGCAAUACUUAAUAAUAUAUAUCCAAUGAUAAAGAAAAAGAAGCCAUCUACACCCAGUAGGAAAAUUUUACCUAUAAAUAAAAAUACUUCCAAGACACAAGUUGAAAAAUUUUGAAAAUUUCAAUAUUUUUAUACAAAUUACUUAUAAUUUUAUAGUGAAUCAAUUCUUUCAAAACUAAUUCUAUAAUUUAUUUCCUUAGCAAAAUAUGUUUUUUUUUUUUUUUCACAUUAUAUUAAUUUUAUUCCUUUUACAUUUGAUUUCAAUACAACAUUGUUACAGAAUAAUAAGUAAAGACUUCAUUUAAAUUUAUUUUGUGGCCAGAAUGAGUCUAUUUGAUGAAGUAAACAGUUUAAAGAUUCAUAAACUAUUAAAUUAUAUAAUAUUUUAGAAAUCUCUCUCAACUAUUUAAACUACUGAAUUU
Messenger RNA from Centruroides sculpturatus (bark scorpion), 820 nucleotides. RefSeq lists its product as uncharacterized. NCBI's taxonomy places the organism in Eukaryota, Metazoa, Arthropoda, Arachnida, Scorpiones, Buthidae. Bases 1 to 513 code for a protein of 170 amino acids. Gene Ontology annotation, cellular component: cytoplasm; membrane. Gene Ontology annotation, molecular function: scavenger receptor activity. The record is from RefSeq and is a predicted model, not a curated record. The transcript is spliced from 6 exons.